Molecule: messenger RNA, 4646 nt
Organism: Chaetomium fimeti
Lineage: Eukaryota; Fungi; Ascomycota; Sordariomycetes; Sordariales; Chaetomiaceae
Exons: 3
Coding region: 130-4455 (1441 amino acids)
Biological process (GO): peptidyl-threonine phosphorylation; peptidyl-serine phosphorylation
Cellular component (GO): cytoskeleton; cytoplasm
Molecular function (GO): ATP binding; protein serine/threonine kinase activity
Source: RefSeq, a predicted model, not a curated record
CCGAGACCGACACCGCCGGGCCUCCGCUCCUCCUCCUCCCCGUCGUAUCGCUGCCGCCAUCCCGGCACGUCGCGCUCAUUGAGCCUCGCUGCUCCCUCUGACCGCCAUCUCGCGCUGUGCGCUUCCCCUAUGAACAGAGAGCGCCUCGUUCCCGCUGGGCCCAGACGGGAAAACCAGUCCCCUCCGAGGAGGUCUCGCAACGCCAGUCCCACCAAGAUCGGCUCUUUCCACCGACCCACAACCGACGCUCCGAUGCUCAGCGCCUCGUCCUCUAACAAUCACUCCUUGUUCUCGUUUGGCGGCAGAAAUGGCCUCCCCGACGGCGUGACCGAUCCCGCCAGCUCGUUCGAGUUCCUCCCCUCCGUUAGCUUUGACGAUCUGCAAAGCAGCUUGGAGUCGGCCUCGACAGACUUCAAGCUGACCCAAUUCCCGUCGCCGACCGGCCAAGGGCCCAUCCUGGGGGGCAACGCUCUCGCAGGACACAACAUGGUGGAACGUCCCGACAUGACGCGGAAGGCCACGAGUAACCAUGCUCCCGUGCAACCCGCUAUCACGCGUUCGCGAACUGGCUCCAUCCUGCGGAGGCCCAGCACCUCGAGCCGCCAGGUGAGCCUGACCUCGGCCGCGCCCCCCAGCAACCCGGGCGUGCCAAAUGCCCCAACUGCCCCGGCCGCCAUGCGCUCUCGCCGUCAGAACCACUACCCCCCGGUAUCCAAUGCCAGCAUCGCGAAGCCUCCCAGGAAGUCGACCGGAGAUGUCGGGCUCGGAGCCGAGUUUGAACCUCGCAAGCGGAGACCCAGCGUGACAUCCUUGUCAGAUAGGAAUGGGCUGGAGCCUCCGACGAGGGCUUCCAUUGAUAGUGGGGCCCGUCCCACGGGUGAGUUUUUGCGGGCUCAGGCCAGUUCGCGAAGUUCCAAGGCGCGAUCUGUGCAGCCCCCCGCACGAGCCAGCCACGCCAUGUUGUCCCCAGACACGAACAGUCUGUCGCUAGACCCCAGCCACUUAUCGACGUCAUUGCCUCGAUCGCCGAGGGCCGCCGCCAAAGGCUCGAACCAGGCUGCUUCGAAGCGCAUGUCGAUGAUGCCCGGCACACCUCAACUCCCACAUGCUACAGGCCUGGGCGCGAGAACCAUUAGCCCUACCGACACGAGGCGGAUGAAGCGGCUGUCACUACACCAUUCUCAGAGUCCGAUCCCCACCCCAGUCUUGCCACACCCGCCGCCGCUAUCAGCCGCCGAUGUCCGCUCUGCAUCUCGCUCUCCCUCCAUGCUCCCGCGGAAGAUAUCGACACCUUGCUCCUCGCGGACGACGCCCGACCCAAAUAGGAAGUCUUACAGUUCUGGCCUCUCGGUCGCCUCCAAUGCCAGCCUCAGCACGACAGUACGGACAUCCACCGCAUCGGUCCAACAGCGCAACUCGCAAACUGCUAGCUCGCGGUUGCCCGCGCCGAAACCGCUGGCCACUCACAACUCCUCGAGCCAUGACGACGAUGAAUAUGUUCCGCCGGUCCCCGCGAUACCCAAGGCAUACGAAUCACCGAAGGAGGCGUUUACCGACCCCGGCUUUUUUGACAAGCGAAGGUCCAACCUGGCGUUUGACGCCAGCAGCAUUCAUAGCACCUCGACUGGGAGCAUGUCGGCCGCGUUCAACGAAGGGGCGUCGGGCAAGGUGCAGCGCAGGCCCAGCAAUCGCAAGUCGGUUCAUACUUCCAAGUUGGAUAUGGAAACAAAAGCGCCGGCGCAGCAGUCCAAGAAGACGUUGCAACCAUUAAGACUUCCACCCAUCACGCUGGGCCCGCUGAGCACUCCCACCGCGGCCAAAAUAGCUGCGCUCCAGGAACAGGGCUCCUCGGAGAGGAACCUCUCGCCGCCACCGUCUAGGCAAAUCGUGAAGACCCCGACGACGCCUAUGACGGCGUCAAAAGGCGCCUUCUUUUCUAGGUCGAGGCCUCAGGAACGGUCCGACGUUCAGCACCUGCGAAGCAGCACCUCGGUACACCGAUCCAGGCGGGAAUCACCGCCGGAACCAGAACAGGAACCCGCGAGCUCAACUGAUUCUUUCAUGGCCGUCAAGAACGGACAGCAGAGAUCGGGACCAUCCCCCUUCCUCAGUACCUCGCUGCCGAAGGGCGGUCAUAUGGAAGCGGCGUUCUUGAAGAGGUCCAAAACAGGCGGCGAUUUCACCGCGCCACUCGACGCGGCUCCAGAUGCCGCAGCCCCGACCCAUCAACACGCCAAACCGUCAGGACCCCGGGCGCCGAAGACCACCAAGACGAAGCCACCCAAAUCCCCGCCUCCACUUUCCAGUCCAGACGAACCCCAAACCCCUUCUUCCAUGAGCUCGCUAAGGAGGAAACUGAGCUUGUCGUGGAAGCGGAGUGCCUCUAAGAACGGCGGCAACCACCCCCAGGGUGAGAAGGGCGAGUCCAAACCCGUCAAGCACGAUUCCAUGCCACCCCCGCGGAUUCCCGCAUCUGCGACGAUGAACAGUCUCCCCGCCGCCAAACCCCCAAGCCCCACCCCGUCGACCAAGUCGAGCGGGACAGGAGGGUAUCUGGAGUCAAGAAGGCGGAAGAGCUCAGCUUCAAGCCUGAACGCCAUUGUGGCACAGGAACAGCGCGGACGCGGCGAUGGCGGAGCGAAGAAGGAAUCGACACUUGGUACUGUUUCUGAGCGCACCGCCAUUCCUCAUAAUUCGUCCGUGGUACAGCGGAUUCUGAAGCCUAGGCCGUCGACCGCCGUGCUGCGGCACCACGAUGUUUGGACCGGCGAUCUCGACAACUACGACCUGAUCGCCGAGGAGGAAAUGAAGAAGCUCGGGAUGCGUCGCAAAGAUACGGAACUGGCAGCCCGGACCCUGGAUGCGCUCCGCAAGCGUGCCAGUGCCAAAGAGCGUGUUAGCCCUCAGGAAGCGAUUCGGAUUGCCGUACUCAACAUCUACGAGCGGGGCGAGAUCGUGGACUACAAGGAUGUCUACUUUUGUGGCACGCAAAAUGCGGCCAAGGUUGUUGGGGACCCCCAGUCCGACGGUCCUAACUUUGGCUAUGAUGACGAGCGUGGGGAUUACACCAUUGUUCCGGGAGAUCAUCUUUCCUACCGGUACGAAAUCAUCGACGUCCUCGGGAAGGGAAGCUUCGGGCAGGUGGUUCGCUGCAUCGACCACAAGACGGGUGUUCUUGUGGCGGUCAAGAUCAUCCGGAACAAGAAGCGGUUCCAUCAGCAGGCUCUGGUUGAAGUGAACAUCCUGCAGAAGCUGAGAGAAUGGGACCCCCAAAAUAAACACAGCAUGGUGAACUUCACGCACAGCUUCUACUUCCGUGGCCACCUGUGCAUCUCAACCGAACUCCUGGAUAUGAAUCUUUACGAGUUCAUCAAGUCCAAUGCCUUCCGGGGCUUCUCGCUCAAGAUGAUUCGCAGGUUCACAAAGCAGAUGCUCAGCUCUCUCAACUUGCUCAAGCAACACAAGGUCAUCCACUGUGAUCUGAAACCAGAAAACAUCCUUUUACGGCAUCCUCUACACACGGAGAUAAAGGUCAUUGAUUUCGGCUCGAGCUGCUUCGAAAACGAGAAAGUAUAUACGUACAUCCAGUCCAGAUUUUACCGCUCACCCGAAGUUAUCCUGGGCAUGACUUACGGCAUGCCCAUCGACAUGUGGUCGCUGGGGUGCAUCCUGGCUGAACUCUACACGGGUGUGCCCAUCUUCCCGGGCGAGAACGAACAGGAGCAGCUGGCAUGCAUCAUGGAAGUCUUCGGCCCGCCAGAAAAGCACCUGAUCGAGAAGUCCACCCGCAAGAAGUUGUUCUUCGACAGCAUGGGCAAGCCGCGCCUCACCGUCUCAUCCAAGGGCCGCCGUCGCCGCCCGUCGUCCAAGACGCUCCAACAGGUCCUCAAAUGCGACGACGAAGCCUUCCUCGACUUCAUCGCCCGCUGCCUCCGCUGGGACCCAGACCGCCGCAUGAAGCCCGAAGAAGCCAUCCGCCACGAAUUCAUCACCGGCCAAAAGACCUCGGUCCCCGUCCCCCGCGCCAUCCGCGACUCCUCCCCCAGCAAACGCAUCAACAGCCUCAACGCCCCGCGGCCCCUCCCCGAACCCCCCGCCGCCGCAAAAACCACCGCCUCCCUCCGGUCCCGCGACAACGCAGCCGCCGCGGGGGGCGCCUUCAGCGUCCACGGCGGCGGGAAGUCCAACGUCCCGCCCUCCACGGGCACCACCCGCCGCGUGUCGGGCAUGAGCGUCUCCUCAGGCGGCGGCGGCGGCGCCAAGCGCACCAGCACCGGCGCGAACGCCGCGUACAAUGGCGUCCCGGGCUCGCUGAGCAAUAGUAACCUGCCGAGGGCGUCCGCGCGGACGGUCAGCGGCAGCAUGGCGACCGGUCUGGGCGCUGGCGGUGCUGGGGUCGCGAAGCAGGACCUUGCUGCUGCUGGGGCGACGGCGGCUAUGAGUCGGCGUGCUUAGGUGGGGUGCGGUGGGGCGUUGUUGUUGUGAUUGGUGGGUGGGUGGGUGCAUGGCAUGGCAUGGCAUGGCUGGUUUGCGGGGAAAGGGGGGGAUGUGGUCGGGAGUGGUGGUGGUGGUGGUGGUGUUGGCUGGUGUUUGAAGGAUGAUGUCCUUGUGGUUGUUUGGUCGAUGGGGUUUGGUUUGUUGGGGGU